GAACGGACGUGCCGCGCAGAUCUUUUUCAUAUCCCUUUGAGAUGGCGCGGACAUUGAUCUUGGCGCUGGCGGCGGUGACGCUGCAGGUGCUGUUUGCGACGGCGCAGGCGCGGGUUUCGCUCUGGCCGUUGCCUCGGGAUAUGGACAUUUCAAAUGGUGUCCAGCGGGCUGACAACACGUUCUUCUUGUCGCUGACCAACCGUGCUGCGGACGAGAGUAACGCGUUCUCCAAGGCCGUGCAGCACUACAGUCAGAUUCUCAAGGACCAGCUGCCGGCGCCCGAUGACAGCAACAAGGUGGCCCGGGUCACCAACGCCGUCCUGACUGUGACCGAUCCCGACUCCCCCGUGGAUAUGGCACACCUGGAUAGCAGCUACACGCUGCAGCAGGUGGCCGACGAAACCACCAUUCACAUCAAGGCCAACACCACCAUGGGCGCCGUCUAUGCCCUCGAGACCCUGUCUCAGCUCUUGGGCAACGGCACCCUCAACUUUACCACCAUCCACAUUCAGGACUAUGCUUCCUUUGAGCAUCGUGGUCUCGUCUUUGAUGCCGCCUCGCGCUACGCGCCCCCGUCCAUGGUCCGCCAACUCAUCGAGCUCUUGCCCUCGGCGCGCAUCAACUUUCUCUACCUCCGCUUCCUCGAUGAUGCCGCUGUUCGCCUCAAGCUGGCAGCCAGCAGCGAUAUCUUCGGAAACAAUAACGGUGUUUACGACGGCUUUGACAUGCCCGGUCUCGUUGCUUAUGCUGCUCAGUUUGGUGUGAUCUUGGUGCCCGAGAUGAACCUUCCCUUCCACGCCUCGGCUCUGGUGGGCGAUGACGACGUCACGUUUUGCACCGACGAGGACCGCAUCAUUGGCAACACGACCAGCCCUGCUGCCCUAGAAAUGCUGGCUGAGGUUGUGGCCGAUGUGGGAUCCACUUUCAACACCAGUCUGAUCAGCAUUGUGGGUCGUGGAGCCGAUGAUCAAGAGGUAUCGCGACUUGCUCACGAUGGAGACGGGUGCCCACGGCGGCUUAGGCACAAGGGCCAGCCUUACGGCCAGUUUACCCAGCUUGAGCACUUUUCCAUUGGCGUGGCAGCUACCUUUAGCGCUCGGGCGUUUUGCGACGUGGCUGACUGCUAUCCCAAGGACAGCUCGGCUUCCAACUCAUCCCUGCCGACCUACCCCAUCUCUUGGCUCAACGAUCGUCAACAAGACGACGUCUAUACCCAAUCAGUGCUCAACUACCUCUUCCCAACCCUCCACGGCUUUGGUGGCAUGCUCUGGAAUGCCAACACCAACCUUCCUGUCGCCGAGAUUGACUCGCUGCUGGCGAGCCUUUCCACACAUCUUGAGGCGCGUGGACUGCCGACGUGCUCUUGCAUGACAUGCAACUUGUCAACCAGCUGCAACGGCACUUAUACCAAGGUGACUGUUGACGCGCCUGUCUGGCACUUUGGGUUUAUCUUUGGUCUUGCCCUCGUCUGCGUCAUUGCCGUGGCCGUUGCCGGCGUCGAGAUCAACUAUCUCAGUACCCCCAAGUACAAGAGUGGCUAUGCCGAGUUUAACUAGGCAGCGCCUAGUGUUCAUCUGACUCCCUGUCUCGGAGGAUGCUGGUGCCCGAGAUCCUGACAUUCUGGCAUCUUUUUUGGUCCAUGGCCUGUUUUCAAAUGCCAAGUGCAAGGGUUUGCAUUUGGGAAAAAGGAGGGUGUCAUUUUUUUUUUUUUGAAAAUUGGUCGGGUAGCCGAGGUGCAAGUGGUACAGGCACAACACUUUUGUAGCUGCGUCCGUUUUUCUUGUCGCGAAAUUGAAGUAGAGG
Monosiga brevicollis MX1 is the source of this 1803-nucleotide messenger RNA. RefSeq lists its product as uncharacterized. Gene Ontology annotation, biological process: ganglioside catabolic process; carbohydrate metabolic process; glycosaminoglycan metabolic process. The record is from RefSeq and is a predicted model, not a curated record. The transcript has 3 exons. Gene Ontology annotation, cellular component: membrane. Gene Ontology annotation, molecular function: beta-N-acetylhexosaminidase activity. Bases 42 to 1556 code for a protein of 504 amino acids. Lineage: Eukaryota; Choanoflagellata; Craspedida; Salpingoecidae.